GUUACGUGUAUAAUUUGAAUCGUAAAUCAUUUAAUUACCGAUCGUAUUAAUUUUACUUCUGAGAUUCGUAUCUCCAAGGUUGUAAUAACGGAUGUAAUUAAUGUCUGUUUAUAAAUUUCAGCAAGUAAUACAGCAAGUAAUUUAUUCUUUUGAGAAAUCGUUUAACAAUCCGUUCGACACUCGUAUUCGCGAUAGAAGUAUAAUAAUACUUUACCCAUCUUUUUUCUUUUUUUGCUAUUUAAUCGCAUCUCUUUAAUACGGAGUUCAAUGAGAAACGCAAGGCCAUCGUGACACGAUUGAACGCUCCCCUACUACGGUAACCCAGUUUUAUGGAACUUGCAGAAGAAAUUAUAUCUCGUUACAUAUUCCUCGUUCCUUCUCAAUUCCAUUCCUGUCGUUACCGUUUAAUUACGAUGUCUCUCUUUUUGUUUUUCGUAUUUCCGCUUAAUGAGUAUUACGUGGCAAAAUUUCUCCUUCGUGUCGAACUUGAUCCACUUUUUAUUGAAACUAAUUAAGAUUUCUUUUUGCUCGCUUGAAAUUUCAUCUCUUUUUAAGCAACCGCUAUACCGUUAUAAGCUUCGUCUCUCCUUCUAUUUCUUAAUUUCCUUCAGCCAACGAAUAGACGGACAAACUGUGUUACUUUCAGUUGACAAAAUAUAGUUAAAACGGACAAACGUGAUAAACCUCAUCGCCAUCCAUAGACCGAAUAUACCAAUGUGUUUAGAGGCUGAAGUUCGUUCAACUAAUAACGAAGCAUCUUAUGCAAUCACAAGGAACACGGGAGCUGAAAGUAUAAAAAAUGCGAAAGCAUCUACAAAGACUUCCGCGUUUCCAUGAAUAUUCAUUAAUCAACGGCGAUCAUCAAUUCUCCGCACGAAAAAUUUACAUACUUGGAUCUUCCAUCGACCUUGCAGAGAAAUUUCGAAAUUGUGAAAAAGGAACGUAUAAACCGCAACAUUUAACUUGUCGACUCGUUGUUAUCGUUACACGACAAAUUAUUACGCAAGGGGACCAAGUUGUUUUCUUGAAACUUACAAUCAUACGAUGUAUAGCCAUAGAAUUUGCAGAAUUUCGAAGGAAUCCACGAGACGAUAAGGACGAACAAAUCGUUUCGAUUUUGCCUGUUGAAUGUGCCCGGGUUUACAAGCUCGCUCGAACGUCGAACGAAUCGACAUGAUCGGCGACGGGUUGGCGUCGAUACGCGGAAAGAACGAGACGCCUGUGCAUAGUGUGCACGCGGCUGCUAUGCAAAUAUGUUACAAAUAGUACCGGGAACAGCGUAUUUGAAAUGCCAGCCGGUAUCUGGGCUCGUGGAUCGGUUUUGACUGAAUACCUCAUUAGAGCGGGACACCGGUUCUCGGUAAAACGUCGUUAGGCGUAUCCUACGUUCGGUUCGUUGGCGGACUUCGCUUUCCCUCCGUUGAAAUUCCGUCACGGCCGUUUUUGCCAUGCUGCCGUUUAAGGUAAAUAAAUUAAGCACGGUUGUCCGAUCGUGUAAAAACGCGCCGAGUUCGUUUCUUCGUAUUAUCCUUGCCGCUAUAACGGCUACAUAAUGGAUUGGUCACGAAUUUUUAACGCCAAAAGUAAACCAUUUGUUGGACGCUAUUGAAGCUUAAAGUUGUUGAUUUUAGUAAUUAUUAGGUUACGUGAAAUAAUUGAUGGAAACGAUCGAAUAUCAAUUCGACAAUGGAAUAUCCUUUCGCCUUUGCGAAGAAAAACAGACACGGAUAAGGGUAAUUUUCGUUGGAAACUCGUUAUCUAUCGUGGUGGAAGAUAUUUCGUUUUUAUCUGCACCUUAAAAAUGGUAGAACCGAACGUGAUAUUCGAGCAAUCUCAUCGAAGACUUUACGGCGCACCGGUAAAGCUAUUUGAACCAUAAUGGUUUUCUGUUUCGUUCGAAUAGGGAAACGAUCGUAAAACCGUCCCGUUUGCAUGGCAUUCGUGUAUAUCUUCAUUUUCAUUCGUUUCCAUUGGAAGUUCAAUCGCGAUUUCAGUCGUAUCGAGAAGGUUUUCACGGUGAUACUUAAAGGCGCCUAACGAUACCGAACAUGGUUGUAAAUAAAUAUUGCGAUUAUAACGAACGCGUCCCAGGGUAUUGCUCCUUUUGGUUACAAUAGCGAGCUGAUAGCCCUUUUCUUGCCGAUGGAGCGAGAAGAACCGGUUUGCGUACGCGUCGACAACCUUGGGAGUAGAACAAUCGAAAUUACUUGCAGCCUGCCAUUAACGUCUCGCGAACAGAUCAAUUUUUUCUUAAUCCAAUAUUUUUGCCACUCUAAAAGACUCGUUAUUUCCUUAUGUUCGUAGGUAAUAACAAUUUACGUUAGGUUUAACCUACGGCGCUGCGCAGAAGGUUCUGGUCGGUUAGGUCGUUCGCUUCGCAGUCGAAAGAAUUUUCGCUCGUACUGGCUAUAAGGACGUGAAAGAUAAGCGAAAAUACAAUAUUUAACUACGUAAUAUUAAUAAGAUUCUCUUAAAUAUCGUUUCUUGCCAGUUCUUCUACGUAAACUGAUAAGAUCCAUCUGUCUAUCGACACGAACGAAAUCGAACAGCGUCUAAAAUUAAAAAACCUAACUCCUAUCAAGUCCUAUCGAUUGCCUACGAUCUAACGAUAUUAAUCGAACGUCAAGACUCACAAGGCCCGGGAACCGUUCGUAAUUUCUACCACCCUCGCCGUCUUCUAUGCGAUUGAAACUAAACACGCAGCCGUAGCACGUGUUCCACCAAAAAGCGCGAUUCUCCAAACAACGCUGACCGCGAGAAUACACGGCGUCCCGGAGAAUUCAAUUUCACGAACAAUUCGAAACAUUCAGAAAAUCACGGGUGGAACACGCUCGAAACAACUUGGCUUGUUUCUUGCCAGCGGCUCGGUUGAUCCCGUGGUCGUGGAUCGGCGUCAAGUUGAUUUCUCAGUCGUAGCCUGGCCAGUCGAGGAUGAGCAUUUAAUUGAACGCUUUGUUCUCGAUGGUUUUUGCCGCUGUAGCCUCCGUCUGAUUGGUCCACCCUGAUCACGGAAGGAAUGUUCUCCUCGUUCGAGUUUCUGUCUUGGUAGACGGAUAACGCAGGGGAGACAUUCUUAUCUCGCGGGAUCUCUAAUUAAAAGAUUUCUCAUUGCCGCCUUCGCCUUCGGGUAGACAACGAGAAACGGGGCGUUCGAUCGUCGGGAUGCCGACGACGGAUGCCGAUGCCAGCCGUUAAUCGACGCCGAUUCCGGUUAAUCGGUAAUUAGCGAUGCGGAUGCGGUAUCCAAUCGCUGCUCGAAUGAUCGAAAACGAUGGAUCGUUGCUUGUUCAGUUGGAAUAGACGAGGGUGCUUCCCAUCCGCGAUUCGACAUUGUUAAUUGAAAUCUGAUAGAGAUUGACUGGUAGCUUCGUCUGCAUCGGUAAUUUUGUCGUUUGCGAUUUCACCGCCUGGUUUAACUCUUCGCAUUCGAUAUUUUAUACCAUGUAAUCAGCGUCGAAUAUUCUGAACGCAGAUACUAAGUUCUAUAGCUUGACGGUAUAUAGAAGAAUAAUCUGAAAUAAUAAGAAAAAAUCCAGUUUGAAAUAUUACGUAACUUUUAAUAAAGAACGCUAGUCAAAGAAGAGGUAGCAAACGAUGGCUAAACGUACGUCGUUAAAGUCUUGCAUUGAGAGAAAUCGCCACUGGAUUUCACCGUUUCAAAGGAACCUCUCGAAGUAAAGUUAAGAUAAAUUGAAGGUUCAGCUUGUAAAUUUCAUACUUAGCUCUUUUAUUGCGAUAUCAGAAUCCUAAGGGGCAACUCGUUUGCAACCGAAAUGAUCGCGCAUUUCGCGCGCAUUCUUCGCUUUAUUCGACCACUUGGCAAAUUAAUUACGACCUGGUCGGGCAACAGGGCGGUAUUAUCUAAAUCAUAAUUUGCCACCAUCAUUGAUACGACGUCAAUUAAUAACAUUACCGCGUUUAAUCAUUUCACGAGUUAUGACCAAAAGAAACACGCUUCGUUCCCGUUUUGCAUAUUCCACGGUGUUCGGAGUAUUUUAAUUAGCGUAAUGGAUGGCUGACGAUUUCUUUCGGGUACGCGGUGUUUUACCUGUGGAAACAGGGUCAGAGAUGCCGCGAACGAGGGCCGAGGUCCUGUUGGAUAUGUACGGACACGCAGAAGGAGGGAUUUCUCGUGCGUACGUGAUAUGCGUGGCUGGAAUGGCAGAAAAGUUACGCGAGGCGGCCGCACGUGGCGACGUAGCGCGAGUUGCGCGACUCCUCGACGAAGAUAUUAAACCACUGCCGGACGAAAAUGGCAGAAGUCCUCUUUUAUUGGCUGCGGCAGGCGGCCACGUGGAUGUCUGCGAAACGUUACUUCUUCGUGAAAUCGACGUCAACGCUGCGGACAACGAAGGUAAUCCUCGGGCGAAUUGCUCUUUCUUUCGGCUGAAACAUCUAUGCGAGCUACGUAUACGAGGGCAGGAUCAAAGAUUACUUUGAAGAUUACCGAGCCGAUUUUCAACGUUCGCUUUUCAACCUGAGUCUCUGCUUUUUAAAAGCGGAUGCUUCUAGGCGCUAGAAUCUCCAAGGUUACUUGACACGUUCCCCGUGCAAUGGGAAACAAACGGUCAAAGCGAUGUCCGAAGAAUUUUUCCGAUUAAAAAGUGACUGUCGUCUGAAUGACUGUACUUACUGGUGUCACGGCAUUGCAGAGGACUGCUACCGAGGGCCAUUUGGAGGUAGUGGAAUUAUUGCUGAAACACGGCGGCGACGUUGCUCGUCAGGAUAACGUGCAUGGAAAUUCAGCGUUGCACGAGGCGUCGUGGCGCGGAUACAGCAGGACGGUUGCCGCCCUGGCGAAGGCCCUUGGCACCCAACGAGCACCUCUACACGCGAGAAAUCUGGCUGGAUUCGCGCCGCUCCACCUCGCCUGCCAAAAUGGCCACAACCAAAGCUGCCGCGAACUCCUGCUGGCCGGAUGCAAUCCCGACCUUCAAAACAACUACGGAGACACACCGUUGCAUACGUCUGCCAGGUACGGACACGCAGGAGUGACGAGGAUUUUGAUCUCUGCGCUUUGUCGAGUAUCGGAUCAGAAUAAAAACGGCGACACGGCGUUGCACAUCGCGGCGGCCAUGGGACGUCGGAAGCUGACGAGGAUCCUGCUGGAGGCUGGCUGCGACCGUAGCCUGCGGAACAAGCAGGGGGAGACCGCGAAGGACAUCGCCAGGCGCAAGAACCUGCAAGAGAUAUUGGAGAUAAUCGGUAAAGCGCGAAGCAAGAGCAGAACGCGGAGCAAGAGUCGCGAGGAGGAGAGUACUCCGGCUACUCUGGACAAGGUCGACGGGAAGAGCAGCAGCAAGAACGAGAAGAAACGAGAGAAGACCGGUAGUGGGACCAGCGGCAGCAGGGAUAGUUGCACGAAGAAGGAGAAAAAGAAGCACAAAUCGUCCGCCAAGCAGAACAAGGUGCACUUCGAGAAGGCCGUGAUGGGCAGACAGUGGUCACCGUACGGUUGCCACUACUAUCCCGAUCCGGAAGCGUUUCCUCAGCCGCGUUUGGAUUCCCUGCCACCGGAUCCACUAGGCCGUGGCGAACAGUACUAUUUGGACCUGGCUGGAAACAUCAGGAAGGGCCCGGUGGGAGUGGGAUACACGUGCUACUGUGCCCCGUUCUUCAGGCACAUGGAGGCCAAGUUGGAGAGGGACAAGGCUGAGUUGAAGGCUCAUAUAGAUCAGGCGCACGAGAGAUUGGACUUGAAGGUGGCCAAUUUAGAGAGGAGGACCAGGGGGCAAAUCUCGGAAUUGACUAGAUGCGUGGCGGCGGAAAGGUCUAGGUGCGACGAGAGGCACAUGCAUCUUCAGCAACGUCUUUCCAGAGGUGGGAAGGGAAGACACAGCGAAAGACCGGCUAAAGCCACGUUCAACAACGAUCAACAGUUCCCACCUGCUCGUGCCAGGUCUCUGGAGGAUCUGCUGGACGACAGACCUCACGAUAGAAGCUUCGAGAUCCCCGGAGAGACACCGAUUCAUCGAGGUAGCCUCGACGAUCUUGAUAUUCCUGCUAUACCGCGACUCAGCAAGUCCAUGAGGGACCUACCGUCCGGUUCUGGUGUCUCGAGGUCAACGCUGAGGGUACUCGACGUGCCUGCCAGAUUGAACGAAACCUUCGACGGCGUGAUCAAACAGGAUCGUAGCUCGCCGCUAGGCGCCGCCUCUUCGCCGUCGAUCGGAUCCAGGCAACAGGUCCAUCAGCAACGCCAGGAUCUUUCAUCUCGAGAUCAUGGCAUAAAUUCGUGCCAGGACGAAAGUAGCGCGACGCGAAAGAACGAGGACACGUCGAACGAGUGGAAAUCUUCAGGGCGACGCAGCGUGCACGAGAUGAUUAAGCGAUUUCAACAAGUACCUGGCAUGCAUAACGGUUGGAGGGGCCCGCGUUCCGGAAGCAGCGAACCCACCAGUCCAGAGCACAGUCAGUGUUCUCAAAAUCAAAGAGUCCAACCACAAGGUGGUGUAGGGAACAGCUGGCGUGGCGAAGGCAAUGACAGCGAGAGUAGCGAGGGGGACGAGGACGAGCAACCGGAAGCAUUAAGCGGCGGAAUUUCUGGGAAAGGAGUGAUAUCAGAGCACGUGCAUUACGACAGUAUCGCCAGAAUGCCAUAUAGGUCCCGUAAUGCGGUUUAUAGCCCAACACCGCCUUUGCAUGACGCACAUAAUGAUUCUGGAUAUAGCACUCGCAUGUAUGGUUCUAGCAAAGGUGCUUCACCUUCGUUAUCAGGUCAAUUAGAGUGCGAUGUAAUUCUUCCGACCACACCAAACGCAUUCUCCAGUGGAGAACAACUGGCUGCGCUGUUAGAACAACCGAGGAACCAUGAUCUUACGGUCUACGAGCGCGGUGCCGAUAAUUGCGUUAUUAAUAUCGGAACAGCCAGUCUUGUUUAACAUGUAUCAAUUCGGUCAACGUAUUAUUUGGAAACGAAUUCUGUACUUCCAAAGACAUCGAUAUUUUGAUAUAAGUUGAUGAUACCUACUCAGGUGUUAAUAUAAUUUUUUUCUUUUUUAAAUACGUGUAAAUUUAAAUUGGUUAUUUUGUUAAUAGAUUCUUUUGUACAAAAUGAUUCUUGUUUCAAAGAAUAGAAUAUUGUCGUUAUGUAAAUAAUUUAUAAACGUACUUUGAACGGUAACGUGUUGAAACUUACCGAAUCUCCGUCUAGAUUUAUCGUCGCAAAUCGAACGUAUUUAUUGUCGCGAAAAGUUUUAUCAAGUGCUGCUGAAACUAUGAAAAGAUUAGAGAAAAUAAAGUAUUAAAGAAUUCUCUACAAACGGAGUAGAAUAAGCAUAGGUAAUUCUUUUUUUUAAUCAGUAUGUAACGUUCUGUUAAAAAUUAUUAAUAUCAUCCUCGUAAGAGGAAAGAUUACGUAC
Messenger RNA from Bombus pyrosoma, 7361 nucleotides. RefSeq names its product ankyrin repeat domain-containing protein 6 (gene dgo). Gene Ontology annotation, cellular component: Golgi membrane. The record is from RefSeq and is a predicted model, not a curated record. Lineage: Eukaryota; Metazoa; Arthropoda; Insecta; Hymenoptera; Apidae. The transcript has 11 exons. Gene Ontology annotation, molecular function: protein binding; palmitoyltransferase activity. Bases 4620 to 6881 code for a protein of 753 amino acids. Gene Ontology annotation, biological process: protein palmitoylation.